UUUUUUCUUCUUUUUUUUUUUCCUUGCUUGUAAGAAUACACUAACUUUUCUUUGGUCAUCGCAAGUAUACGCUGCCAAACCAACAUUUUAAUGACACGCCUUUUUUUUUUUCUUUUUCAUUUUAGAAAUUUCAUUCAUGGAGUCCGUUAUAGCCCCAGUUCUUGAAAGUGUAGUAGGCGAACAUGUAGAUUGCCACAGAAACUUCCAAAAUGAUGUGGAUGAUCUCAGAAAAAGAGUGGCAGUUCUAAAACGCAGAAGAAAUGAUAGAGUAGCAGAACUACAAAUAGUGGAUGACUUGGAAAAACAAGUUAAAGAAGAAGUGGAGGGAUGGCUUGAAGAUGCAAGGAAGGUCAUUGAAAUUGAAAUGCCAGAAAUUGAAGAACAGGUGCAGAAUGUUUCAUACUUAUCACGUGGUAACCUUGGAAGACGUGUUCGUCAAAAGAUUCAAGAAGUGAGGGAAAUUUACGAUCGAGGUAGUUUCCCUCAAGGUCUUGUAAUUGAAAGGUCUCCAGCUAUUGGAAUCACUUUGCCAAUAGAGAAUAUGGUGGGCGAGGUCAAUGUGAAGGAAAAAAUUUGGGAAUACUUAAUGGGUCACGAGGUUGGAAUUAUUGGAGUUUGUGGAAUUGGUGGAGUUGGCAAAACCACUGUUAUGAAAUACAUCCAUAAUGAAUUACUAAAUGAGGCUGGCAGGUUUGAGAAGGUCGUCUGGGUUACAGUAUCACAUCCUCUCAACGUUUUCAGAUUGCAAGAUGACAUUGCUAGGGCAAUGAACACAAGUCUUUCAGAUUGGUGGGAUGAAUUGAACCGGGCAUCAAGACUUAUGAAGGUUAUGAAAAAAGUUAAAUAUGCACUGAUCUUAGAUGAUGUGUGGGAUAAAUUUACUCUUCAAAGAAUUGGAAUCCCUGAACCAACAAUGGAAAAUGGGUGUAAAAUUGUUAUUACUAGCAGAUCGAUUGAUGUAUGCAACUACUUGAGAUGUGAGGUAGUUAAAGUACCACCUCUACCAGAGGAAGAGUCUUUGAACUUGUUUUUAGAUAUGGUUGGGCAAGAUGUUCUACGAAUUCCCAAUUUGGAAGAUAUUUUGAAGUUUAUGGUGGCUGAAUGCGCUGGUUUGCCAUUGGCCAUUGUUGUCAUUGCGGGGAGCAUGAGAGGAGUACAAGAUAUUUCUGAGUGGAGAGAUGCAUUACGUGAAUUGCGUCAGUGUAUGGUGGACACAGAGACAGAUUCAGAAGAUGAGAUAUUUAAUCGUUUGAAGUUCAGUUAUGACCGUCAACCAAAAAAUUCAAGCAUCCAAGAGUGUUUCUUAUAUUGCUCAUUAACUGGCAUUGAGGUUCUACCUAAUUCCAUAUGUAACUUGGAAUGUCUCACUGCAUUGAUCCUCUGUGGAUGUGAGUGUUUAGAACGCAUGCCUUCCUUGUCAAAGCUUAAAGCACUGAAGAAGUUGGAUUUGGAUGGAGUAGGCCUUCGUGAGACUCCUGAAGGCAUUGAAAUGUUAGAAAAUCUGGAAUAUCUUGAUUUAUCUUGUCCCAACCUGAGGGUGCUACCAAGAGGAAAAAUCAGUAAGCUCUUCCGCCUCCAAUACCUACGUAUUGUUUCAACUGAAAUAAGAGGAGAAGAAGAAGUUGUAGGAUUGAAGAUGCUGGAAUGGUUUGAAGGUAGAUUUGAUUGGCUGAAAGACUUCAGCAGUUUUGUUAGCAAGUUGAACCAUUUUGGAAGACCCAGUCAUUACUUUAUCAAAGUGGGAGGCGCAGACAAAGGUGAGGGGCAUUGGAAGUUCAACAAUAAUGAUCUUCCUAAACAGGUAAUUUUAAUUGCAUGUGAGAUAGGAGAAAAAGAUGAGUUUGUCCUUCCAGAUGACCUUCAGGAUUUGAGGAUUGAAUCCUGCAAUGCGGUCGGUGAUAUUUCGAUUUUUCAGAAAGAUCCUACUCAAUUGCGAACUUGUGCUUUGAAAUACUGCCAAGGGAUAGUGUGUGUGGUCUCUUUGUCAUCAUCUUCAUCUACUUCCUUGACAGUUAUGAAUAACCUUGAAGUACUAACUCUUGAGCGUUUGCCUCACUUGCGGAAUGUUGUGCAAGUGGAAAAAACAAGAGCAUCGCUUGCACCGACAAUAUGCCCUCACAACUUUUCCAAUCUUAAACAGCUGAGGGUAUACAAUUGUUUAAAAUUGAAGAAGCUUUUUCCAUGUGAGCUGCUGCAGGGUCAUGGCCUCCAAAACUUGGAGCUGAUUGAUGUGAAGGAUUGUGAGGGGAUGGAGGAAAUAAUAGGAUGGGAAAAAGAAGAGGAAGGAAAUCAAACAACUACUCCAAUAUUGAUCACUCUUCCAAAAUUAAGGACAUUGAAGUUGAAUUUCCUAUCAGAAUUGAAGAGAAUCUGGCCCGAAGGAAGAGUAAUGGCUUGUGAAUCUCUCAAUAGCAUCAAUAUAUCUUUUUGUCCGAAGGUAAAGAGGAUUCCCCUUUGUCUUGGAAGGGAAAACGCGCAACCAUCUCUUCUUGAUGGCAAAUUUAUCUAUAUUGACAAUCCAAAAGAAUGGUGGGAAUCGUUGGAGUGGGAGAAUCCUGACGAGAUUGUCCUCGUACCUUUCCUCAAAUAUUAUGAGCGCGGCCCUUCACUGUCUUUCCUCCUGCUUUCAGAUUGUGCUUUCUUCUGUGCUAGCUGCCUCUACCUUCCCAUUCUACACUGGAUCUUCACGUUCAUGAUUGCAAAGAGUAAUAGCAUAGAAAAAAGAGGAAGGAAAUCAGACAAUGGAUGGAAGAGCUACAUUCACUCUUCCAAAAUUAACCUACUUUGGGACUUACAUGACGAAACAGAAUCGAAGAUAAUUUGCUUGAGCAAUGGAUUUAAUUUGGUCUUUUCUCCAAUGUUGUCAUUAAUGGAUGUCAUGGCUGUUAUUUGUUUACCUGAUCAUUGGUACCAUGUUUUCUCCAUGUUGGCUGAGGGACUCUCUAACCUUAUGGCAGCAAGUUUGCUUGAAGAAUUGGCCAUUGGGGAUUUCAUUGUACAAGGAUGAGAUUACUGGAGGUUAUAUGAAUGUAUAUGUUAGUUGGUAUAAAAAUUAGCCCUUUUAUUUUCCUGGUGCUUUGGGUAUGGUGUAAUUGGAUAACUGUCCUUUUGCUAUUGAAGUACCUGCUGGUUCCUCAAUACGGUACAAUGCAGCUGUGCUGUGGAGUCGAAUCCUCUUUAGAGUUGGCAGAAAGGAAUUCGCCUUUGUUUCAAUAAAUAUAAUUGAAAUAG
Molecule: messenger RNA, 3231 nt
Organism: Rubroshorea leprosula
Lineage: Eukaryota; Viridiplantae; Streptophyta; Magnoliopsida; Malvales; Dipterocarpaceae
Source: the annotation of a GenBank genome assembly